Molecule: messenger RNA, 1769 nt
Organism: Ceutorhynchus assimilis (cabbage seed weevil)
Lineage: Eukaryota; Metazoa; Arthropoda; Insecta; Coleoptera; Curculionidae
Source: the annotation of a GenBank genome assembly
AGAAUUUCAUUUUUUUUUAUAAACCUUAUAAACCUAUUUUGACGAUAGGUAUACUUAUUAUCCUUUACACUGCAGAGUAUGCGAAGCUCGAAGCGUUGUAUAUAAACACGUAUGUAAAUUUAACUAUGUAAGAAGACGGCAUUACGGGAAAAUCUUACAUGGUUAUUCAUCACCAAUCAAAUUAUUUUCAGGAACAUCAGGAAUUAGAAUAUCGGAGAAAAAAAAAUCUCUUUGGUGGAUCCACAUUUUUUAAAUCUAAGAUUUUUCUAGAACAAAUUAAACGUUUCUGGCUAAUCGGAAUAAGGUUAAAAACCGUGAAUAUUAAUAAGACAGUUAGAAAAAAUGAAUCGCAGGAACAACCCAGAAGCCAAUGGAUGUGAACGUUUGACAAUGGCAGCCCUUAUAAACCAGGCCACUGGCGCUGACGGAAUAUCGUCUCUAGGCUCUCUAACAUGCACAUUCUCGGAAUACAGUCCUACGAAGGAAGCUUCCGAGUAUUCUGAAUCUGGAAGAAAAGAAACGAAACAAAUUUUGGAGCCCGAACUACACUUGAAACGUUUAUUAUAUUAUACCAGUGAAGAGCCCAUUCCUUGGAACAAAAUAAAAUUACCCGAAAAAGGAAAUUUGUAUUUGAAGCUGUAUAAACGAGUGAUAAACAAUAUAAAUGCUGAUUGCAAAGUAUAUAUUGAUAACGAAGAAUUUGAGUGCCACCUUCUCGUCCUACAGUGUUAUUCAAGGUUAUUUGAUAGUUGUGGAACUAAAAAAAAAAUUGAACUUUCAUCGGAAAAGUGUAGUCCGUCCGCUUUUUGUUUUAUUUAUAAUUGGAUGAGAGCCAGCGAGCCAUCUUACAUUAGUUUAAAUAGAUCUAAUAUUUUGACUAUUUUGACAUCAGCAGAAUAUUUACAAAUCAAAGAUUUGAUUGAACAAUGUUGGGCUUUCAUAGACAGCACAAAUGUUUUCAAUGAAGACUCAGCAUUUCUACUUUACUUGGAGGCUAAGGAAAGGAAAUUGCCACAAGUCCAGGAAUUUAUGCUGCCAAGAAUUCGAAAGUUUUUCUUGACGUUGGUUAGCUCAUCAAAUUGGUUAGAAUUAGAUGUUCUCGACAUGAAAAAUUUGCUCAAGUCCAAUUAUGUUGCAAUAAAUUGCGAAAUGGAAAUAUUUAUGGCGGCUGUUCGAUGGUUGAAGUACGAUUAUGGGGAGCGAGAGCAGUACAAGUAUGAAGUGUUGAAGUGUGUUAGAUUUGGGAACAUAGCUCCAUGGCAGUUAGUAGAUAUUAAAAAAAAUCCACAAAAUCCAGACUUUAUUGAACUUUGUCAAGACUCUAGGAUUUGCAAUAUGAUUGAUGAAGGAAUUUCAUUCAUAAUAAUCAAGCAUUGGUCCGGUCAGGAUAAUAGUGAAACUGACCUAGCACAUUGUUAUGGUAUUUUGGGGUUAGAAGAACCUCCGCCGAGAAACUGGAUGGGUCCUGAAAAAUCCUAUGCUACUUAUAGAGAUUUUUUAAUUUAUCUGGAUCAGUAUCGUAGAAGUCAGCUAUUGGAGAAAAACACACCUCGAUUGAUCGAUGAAGUCGAUGAGCCGCUGGAAAAUGAAUUUUCGAGAAAAUUUUCACGUCUGAAAAUAAAAAGAAAUCCGGAUCUUCGACAAAAUUAAAAAGAAAUUGUGAUGAUAUUAUAUUUUAUUAAGUGCCUACUUUUUUGAGUCUAUUUUAAAUUUUAUUAUUAUGACUUUAUUAAGGAAAUACUAACAAAAUAAAAAUUCUUCAAGGUUCC